This is a messenger RNA of Rodentolepis nana, 1524 nucleotides long. NCBI's taxonomy places the organism in Eukaryota, Metazoa, Platyhelminthes, Cestoda, Cyclophyllidea, Hymenolepididae. The record is from the annotation of a GenBank genome assembly.
AUGGGAUGCGCUACGUUAGAUGUUGUAUGGAAAGGAAGUCUCUAUAAAUUGGUCUGGGUGGAUUUACUCGGAUAUCUGUCUAUUCAUUACGUCCUCCAACUCAUUUACUGGGUAGCUCUAAAUAGCUCUCAAAGAACACUCUUUAAUAUAGUCGUGGAUUACUGUGAAAAAAUCCGUGGUCAAGUUCCUGUUUCCUUUCUCCUUGGAUUCUUUGUUUCUGGUGUGAUUGGGCGAUGGUUUGAUACCUAUAUGUAUAUUCCUUGGUUGAAUGACAUUAGCUAUCAAGUUGCGUCAGCGGUGAAUUGUGCUGAUCCUAGGGUUGCCUUGAGAGCUCGUAUGACUGUGAUGCGUUAUCUCAAUCUCUCGUGGAUUCUUAUGUUGCGAACGAUUAGUGACCGAAUUUCAAACAGAUUUCGACAACAAUCCACUGGCCUUGGGAGUCGAAAGCGUCAACGAAUUCGGCGAAAUACACAGAAUGUGUUUCCUAACGAAUCUGAUCCGAUUAAACCCAAAGAGGGCACAAGGAAGCGUGCCACUUCACCUCUGCUACCUUGUCCAACCUCAUCAGACCACGGAACGGAGCAGCAGAGACAUUCAUCAACAGCAUCCGGAUUUUUUAGCUUCAGUAACGCAGAUAAUGACCUCUUCGAGGCACCUGACGACGAUGGAAUUCGUGAGACUUUAAAAAGCUUUAACAAUGACAAGAAGGUUCAACAAACAUUUGGAAAAAUUAUAACGGAAGAAGAAAUCCGAGCUUUCGAGAAUAUAGCUCAAAGAUUCUUCUGCAGAACUCGUAAACGCUAUCUUCCUGAGUAUUGGGUCCCAAUCCAAUGGGCUGUCCGAGUAGUUCAAAAGGCUGCUCUCCAUGGCUGUAUUCCGGAUUCAAAGAUUAUGGUGGCUCUCUGUAAUGAAAUAGGAAGAUACCGGCAUUCCCUGCAACAGCUAAAAACUUUUAGCAGCUUAGCAAUGCCCCUUGUGUAUACCCAAGUUGCAGUAAUCGCUGUCUACAGUUAUUUCCUCUGCCAGAUCCUCGCAACGCAGUACACAGAACGAAUAGUUAACGAAACUGUUGUCACACCAAAUAUGUCACUACCUAUAUUCUCCAUAUUCUACUUCGUCUUUCUCAUUGGUUGGUUGAAGGUUGCUCUGUGUGUGAUGAAUCCUUUUGGUGAGGACUACGAGGAUUUCGAGACAUCAGAAAUCCUGGACUACAAUCUGGACGUCAGUCACCGAAUUGUCCUGAUGGAUGAAACUACUUACCCGGAGGAUCUUAAGAGGGCCACUUUCGCUGUUCGAACCAUAGAUGGAGCUGCAAAUGACAAUUUAAAUGACUUCUUAGAUAGCGUCUCACGAGAUUUGGACGAUGUUCAAUUUGACGAAAAUGCAUACGACAUUCAUAAUCUAGAAAUACGACCGAAUUUCUUUGGCCGAUUGAAGGAGAGAUUUUUGGAGAAAACUGAAAAGACUCGAAGAUUCAUAGAUGAGAGAGAACGAAUAGCCCUACCAAAUCCUCUAUCCUACUGA